Messenger RNA from Monodelphis domestica (gray short-tailed opossum), 2295 nucleotides. RefSeq names its product olfactory receptor 52B2. Gene Ontology annotation, molecular function: G protein-coupled receptor activity; olfactory receptor activity. Gene Ontology annotation, biological process: G protein-coupled receptor signaling pathway. The record is from RefSeq and is a predicted model, not a curated record. Gene Ontology annotation, cellular component: plasma membrane. Lineage: Eukaryota; Metazoa; Chordata; Mammalia; Didelphimorphia; Didelphidae.
AAACACAAAGUACUUUACAAAUAUUAUUUCAUUUUCCAAUCAGAUGUCAAUAUCUUUCAGUUCUAUCUCUUUAAUGUCUACUGAAUAAUAAACACACACACAUAAAAUAAACUACAAGUACACAGUGACCCUAAGAAGUAGGUAGUAAAAAGAUUGUCUCUCACUUUAUUAUUAUUUGACUCUUAGGUAAAAUUCAAAGAUAUUAAGCCUGCUCAACCAAACCCUUAAAAAUUUCAUACUCAGCCACUUUCCCAGUCUCAUCCUCUGCUGCUCCCUUAGAACUUAUUGAAGACAAUGAACUCUAAGAUCUUUGAACUGUUACACAUUGAGAAGAUAAACCCAUGGGUUUUUUCUCUUUCUACCUCCCUCUUGAUUCAAGCCUUCCCCUCUUCUUUGGCUGCCUCCAACUCCAAGUAUCUACCUGGAAAGUUUCAUCCACUCACAUGAAAGAUAUAGCAGACAUAGAUGGCUUUGGGGGUAGGAAGAAGUAGAUUCAAAUUCUUCCACUGAGACAUAUUAGCUAUGCUUCUGGGAAAAUCACUUAACCCAACUUGUGUUAAGUACUGGUGAGGGAUGGAUAGUGUUUGGAUAUAGAGAAAUGUAUGACAUAAUUCCUACCAUCAUGUUACUCUCAAUCUAGUUAGGGAGAUAGUAUACAUCUUUGUGAAACAGAACAAUUCAAGCCAGUACAUAAAGAAGCAAUACAUUUGAUAUAAUUAAACUUCAUGAAUGUGCAGGUAAGAGGUACUAUGCACAGUGAAGAAGGGGAGAGACCAGCCCAAAGUUAUUAGGGAAGGUUUCAUAGAGGAGUUAGGAAUGAAUUUUUCAUUAAAAUAUGAGAGAGCUUUGGAUAGGCAUUGAGGAGAGGAUAUGGAAUUCUAAAUAGGAUGUUGGUGGAAAGAAGAAGCAAAGAUUUAUAGGGGGAGAAUGAGUAUAAUGUGUGUGGGAAUAAAGGGUGUGGAGUGAGGAUGUGUAGGAAAUAAAGUUGGAUAGUUUGGGUGCAACCAAAUUUUAGAUGUCCUUGGAAGUCAGGCAGAUGAGUUUAAAAUUGAUGAGCUACUGUAUAUUCUUGAGCAUGGGACUGACAUAAGAAUAAUUAAUGGGAAAGAAAUCAGGAUUUUUUGGAGCAUUUCUCUAAUAAUGAGAAUUCUGUGGGAUCACACAUGUUUCUACUCUGAUUCCCCUUUGUCCCAAACAAGUGCCUUUGUUUCUCUCAUAUCUCACCUUGUAUUAUAAAUAUGUUGUAUGUCUAAGUGGCUAGUAAAUUUUAAUUUUAAAUUAUCACUUGAGAUAAAAGGACACUUGAGAAAUAGUAACCUAUCAAUUUCUUGCAUUCUGCUUUCCAUUAAUGCUUCAUGGAGGGCUUCUUCAUCAAGCUCGGACAGACUCACGCUCCUCAGCUUAGCCUAUAUUCUACUUUAGUGUUCACAGGGAGAACCCAAAUCCAACAUGAUGAACGCCAAUCACACUGUCUUCCAUCCUGCUGUGUUUAUCCUAAUUGGCAUCCCAGGCCUAGAGAAAUAUCACAUCUGGCUUUCCAUCCCCUUAUGCUUUAUAUAUGUAACUGCAGUAUUGGGGAACAGUGUCCUGAUUCUGGUCAUUGUCACUGAGCGCAGCCUCCAUGAGCCUAUGUACAUGUUUCUCUCCAUGCUGGCUAGUGCUGACAUCUUACUUUCCACUACUACUGCACCCAAAGCCUUGGCCAUUUUCUGGUUCCAUGCACGGGAGAUCACCUUUGAUUCAUGUAUGACCCAAGUCUUCUUUGUCCAUAUGAUGUUUGUGGGGGAAUCAGCCAUCUUGAUGGUCAUGGCAUUUGAUCGUUAUGUAGCUAUUUGCUACCCACUGAGAUAUUCAACAAUACUGACAACAUCUAUGGUGUGGAAGCUAGCCUUUGCUGUUUUCUUCCGGACCUUCUGCAUCAUCUUCCCUGUCAUUUUUCUGCUAAAGCUGUUACCCUUCUGUAGGACCAAUGUGAUUCCCCAUUCAUACUGUGAGCACAUUGGGAUUGCCCGACUGGCCUGUGCUGACAUCACUGUCAAUAUAUGGUAUGGUUUCUCCCUCCCUAUUUUAAUGGUGCUUACAGAUGUGGUGCUUAUUACAGUGUCCUAUACCUUGAUCCUCCGUGCCAUCUUUCGAAUGCCUUCUCAGGAGGCCAGACAUAAGGCAAUCAACACUUGUGGCUCUCAUUUUUGUGUAUUCCUCAUAUUUUAUUUCCCAUCUUUCUUCACUGUAUUGACUCACCGUUUUGGGCGCAACUUCCCACGCCAUGCACACAUCCUAUUGGCCAACCUCUAG